Messenger RNA from Xenopus tropicalis (tropical clawed frog), 2372 nucleotides. It is a transcript of the gene ccdc15, whose product is annotated as coiled-coil domain containing 15. The record is from RefSeq and is a predicted model, not a curated record. The coding region runs from base 258 to 1757 and encodes 499 amino acids. The transcript is spliced from 10 exons. NCBI's taxonomy places the organism in Eukaryota, Metazoa, Chordata, Amphibia, Anura, Pipidae.
CAAGUUCCGGCUACUACAAAAAGUAAAAACAAUCCUUCUUCUCAACGUCAUAGUUUUCUUGAUUUGAACCAAUCAGACUCCACGUCUAUUUCUCUAUCGAUUGGUUGAAAUAUUUGUCAGGUGUAUCUCUUAUCCAAUCAUUUGCUUAGCCCAAGACCAACCUCAGGAAGCGAACGAGAGAGGAAGAAUAUCGAUUCUGUUACUAUGGUGAGCCCUAGGGACGCGGCGGUUUUAAAGUUCAGCAGAGCAAACGAAAAAUGUCGCCGCCUGUUUCAGUUGUGGCAGAAGGAAAGCAGAGGCCGAAUCCUACCGCAGCCGUGAGAUUGAAGCCUUCUCGCCUAGUGGUUAACCAAGCAGUACUGGCCGAAAGGAACCCAAGCGCAAUUGCACCAGUGGGAGCCUGGGUGGAAUGUGCUGCUAAUGAUCGUUAUGAAUGCGAAGGCAGGGCUAUGGUAUCUGCUCAGCUACUGGGGGAACAACUUUUACUGCACCAAAAAGAGAAACAAGAACGGUUAAAGCAUUUUCAAGGAGAAGUAAAGCGUAGGGUCAAUCAACACGCAAGGCUGAAGAAAAAACAGCAACUUCAAAAGUCUUAUGAUGCAAUAAUGAGGGAAGGUUUUGCUCUAAAACAAUCGUGUGAGGCUGCAGUGCUCUUGAGUCCAAAAAAGAAUACCUGUACUUACCGAAAUACAAAGGUUGCUAUUUGUAGUCCUCGUUCCCAUUGGGUUUCAGCCCAUAAAAUACACGAAGAAGAAGAGGAGGAGGAUGACGAUGAAAAUACAAAUAAAUUACUUAAAAAACAUACACACAUGUUAAACAAGACUAUGAAGCAUGUACGACACAGACUAGCAGCCUUGAAGACUGUGGAGAGGGAUGAGUUAACUCUUCCUGGUGGGAUCUGGAAGGUCUCACCCACUAGAGAUAAUCCAGUAUCUCGACAAUCCACUGUCAUGCAUCAGACUGAAGAAGAUAUUGAAGAGUUGUUCCUGACUGGAUAUCAUGACCUCCCAGUGGAACUACUAGCACAUAACUCCAAUGCCCCCUUGUCAGAGAUGGGCAUUACUGAGACUUCUAAGCAUCUUUUAAAGCCUCCAUGCAGUCGGUUAAUGAAGGAAUCUUACCCCACUGGUCCUUCCCCAGCGUUUAGCACAGAUUAUCGUGCAGCACUUGUACUUCGACCAGGUGUUGAUGAGGAGGAGAACCGAAAACAGAGGCAAACCCAGUUUCUCAUGUACAGGCGACUGUUUAUGGACAUUGAAAGAGAACAAGUCAAGGAAAUGAAAAGACAAAAGGAACAUGAGAAAAAAAUUUUAAAAGUUAAAAGAGAGAGAGAAUUUCAAAGGCAAAUUGAAGAGCAGCAGUUGCUUGAUGAAGCAGACCUGGGCAAGCAAUACAUGCAUGAAAAGCAUUCCGAAUUGUCAAAUCUUUAUCAUGACACAGAGAAGCAGACAGAAAAUGAAGACAAAACACAGAAGAACAUAGAAUAUGUUCGGUAUGUUGAAGCUUUAAGAGCACAGAUGAAGGAAAAGAUUCAACUGCAUAAUAUUGAAUUGCCACCAUUAUGUUGCUGUGGCUCAGAUUUUUGGGAAUCGCAUCCAGACACAUGUGCAAACAACUGUGUUUUUUACAAGAAUCCAAAAGCCUAUGCUCGAGCCUUACAGUCUGUGAUCUCUUCGCGUGAAAUGUGGGAUGGAAAUUUAAGCUCCAGAUUUUCAACCUGUAGCAUCACUUCUGCACAUUCUCGAUUGUAUAAGUGAAAAAAAAAGUGCCUGAAAUCAUUUCCUUGUGAAUUGUACUCUUAUUUAUUGGAUCUUUAGACUUUUCUACAACUGUUUUGCCUUGAAUAGAAUUUUUGUACUUGAAUUAAGUAACAUAUAAAUGUUUACAAUUACACAUAAUUAGUUAAGUUUACUACAUUAGUUGAUAUCUAGAAAUUUGACUGCAGUGCCUUUUUAAAAGUGAUGUCCAAAGUUAUCACUAAAUAAGUAAAUGUACCUUAAUUAGUUUAUUCCUUGUAGAAAAAUUAAUGGGUAGAUAAAUCAAAAUGUGAGAUUAGAGCUCACCACAGAAAAACUCGCCCAGUUUCUAUUCAUUCCUGAAGGAUUUUUAAAAGCAUGUUUACCAGUGGGUGAAAAUUAGAGUUUACUAUUUAAUAAAUAAAUUAAAAAUCCCAUAGCAAUUAAAAGAAAGUGGGUAAAUGUUUCUGCUGUGAGCUUUCAUCUUGCAUUUUGAUACAUCUGCCCUUAGUGUUUUCUGCCAAAUGUGUGGUUACAUAUAUUUAUAAUAUCAAAAUGAGUAUGUUGGACUUUGUUGUCAUUGUAAAUCCAGAUCCGAUCAAGCCUAUAUUAAAAGCACAAAAAUUAUAUUACUUA